Molecule: messenger RNA, 1849 nt
Organism: Osmerus eperlanus (European smelt)
Lineage: Eukaryota; Metazoa; Chordata; Actinopteri; Osmeriformes; Osmeridae
Product: tripartite motif-containing protein 5-like
Exons: 2
Coding region: 167-1156 (329 amino acids)
Biological process (GO): protein ubiquitination
Cellular component (GO): cytoplasm
Molecular function (GO): ubiquitin protein ligase activity; zinc ion binding
Source: RefSeq, a predicted model, not a curated record
AACGUAUGGCUCGGCCCCUGGUGGGGAUGGGCUGGUCUUGGCCAUUACACUCCCGGGCUGAAAGUGGGUCCCACUCCGGCACCCCCUCAGUACCUGCAUUAAAAAUUAUCUUGCGCCGCCCCUGCUUCUACGGAACGGUAACUUCGUAGUAAGUCCAUUCACCAGCAUGGCGGGGAUUUCCUCUGCUCUAGACCACCUCCUCUGCUCCAUCUGCACUGAGGUCUUCACUGACCCAGUGAUCCUCAGCUGCCAACACACCUACUGUAAAGAGUGCAUCCACAAGUGCCUGAGUGCUGGUCUCCAACACUGUCCACAGUGUAACGCCUUUAUUGUCGCCGAGUCUUUUCAACCCCACAGGAUCGUACGUGACUUAGUGGAGCAGCUGAGGCUUGAUGAAGCCAGGCAGGAGGGGAACAGAGCACACACAUGCCCCGAGCACCACAACCAGGAGCUCACUCUGUUCUGUAAGAAAGACAGCAGGCUUGUUUGUCUCGUGUGUCGGGACGGGAGGGACCAUGUCGGCCAUUCCUUCAGGCCUGUGGAGGAAGAAGGAGAGGAGGUGAAGAGAGAAGUGUCCUCAGCUCUAGACCUCCUGACGGCUGAUAUCUUUGAGGUGGUCUGCUACUGGGAGAGACAGCGUGGAGAGAUAACCACCACCAGGUGGACCUCCAACCUGCUGAAAAUCCAGAUCAGCCAGCAGUUUGAGGAGCUGAGGAAGGAGCUGGAGUGGAGGGAAGUGGAGGAGAUGAGGAAGGUAGAUGAGCAGGGUGACCUGACUGCAAUGGAGAAGAACCUGGCUAUGAUGGAAACAUGUCUGGUGGACGCCAGAGCACAACUGGCCAAUCUGCAGUCCCUCCUGCACCUGUCUGACCCCAGAGACCUGGUGGUGCAGUGGAGGGAGAAAGGUAGGGUGGAUGAGAGUAGAAAGCUGUCUUCUCCGUCUGGAAGCUUCCCCCGUAUCUGUCUGCUGCAGAACCGUCUUGCCCUCCGGCCACCCCUCAGCCUGCUGCCCCACACUAACUGGAGGGAUCUGGAGUACACCCUGGCCCGAAACAUAGGCUCACCUCCACGCUCUUGGGUCAACCCUCUGUUUGGUAACAUAUUUGAUUACAUCCAGGGACUUCUAUGGAGGUGGACGUUUGGUAAAUUCUUAUGAAACAUAUCUCAGUAUCCUGUUAGUAUCUGUCAGUAUACAGGGGGGGAGGGGGCUCUGUAUAACUAUCAUCUCAGUAUGCAUGCGCCUCGUCAAUUCAUUUUAUAUAUAUAUAGAGGGAUAAGUUGUCCCUUACUUCUCAGCGUGAGAAAUUGUUGAAAUGUGUGAGAAAUACAAGGUGCGUAAGAGCGUGAGAAAUGGCUGAAAUACGUGUCUCACAGCGAGUGUGCGACACGAGAGCCCUGAAUAUAUAUAUAUCUGUAGAAAAAAGUAACUCCAAAUGCUACACAUUAUGAUGUACAAAAACGUAAGUACAAGUACCACUUCAAAAUGCUGAUCAACUUGAUCUACUAAGGCCAGCAUGCCAUCUCUAACACUAUUUAUGACUUCCAUUAUCUCUCGAAUCUAAGUGUCCCUAUCUGCCUUCGAUCUUGUUAGGAAUUAGGAAAUAAAAGUACCAUGAAAUAAAUAAAUGUCAUCUUUACAAAAACGUCAUUUUGAAAUAAGUAAAUGGAUUUAUUGCUUUAUUUAGGUAAAUGGAUUCAGCUAUAUAUUAAUAUGAUGAUAUAUUUAUAUAUUUAUUGCCUUUUUUUAGUCGAGCUGCCGUAUGGCAGUGUGAGAUCUGAUUCCCGCUUGUGUCAUCAUUGCUGAAUUAACUAAAUGUUCUACAGAAAUUGGAGAUUAUAUUAUUUAAGA